Messenger RNA from Esox lucius (northern pike), 4009 nucleotides. It is a transcript of the gene capn7, whose product is annotated as calpain 7. The coding region runs from base 312 to 2786 and encodes 824 amino acids. NCBI's taxonomy places the organism in Eukaryota, Metazoa, Chordata, Actinopteri, Esociformes, Esocidae. The record is from RefSeq and is a predicted model, not a curated record. Gene Ontology annotation, molecular function: calcium-dependent cysteine-type endopeptidase activity. The transcript has 19 exons. Gene Ontology annotation, biological process: proteolysis.
AAGCUAAAUGGAUUUGGUUGUUGUUAUGACAGAGCGAAGUAUCCCCGGUGUAUUUAUUGGCUUGUUGUUAAUAAUGAUUUCAUGCUGAUAUUAUCAAUGCGUUUUAUUUAAUUAAUUUGACAAUUGUAUUUUAAAACCGUAUUUUUACAACUGUAACGUUAGCUAAUUAAUUGCUUAGUAUACCUGUGUCACAUUCUGUCAAGUUCAGUUUUCUAGCUAACAUGUUACAGUAGAUGCCACGAAUGACGCGGACAUUCACAUUUUCCUGGAAGAGUAGGAACGGGUUUCAGAAAAACAUUUGAUUGAACAUAAUGGAUUGCACGGCACUGGAGCACGAUGCAGUUAAAUUUGCUAAAACUGCUGUCAUCUCUGACCAGAAUGGAAAAUACAACGAUGCUGUCUUCUAUUAUAAGGAGGCGGCACAGGCCUUGAUCUACGCGGGCAUGGCGGGGUCUAAACUGGAGGGCAUCCAGGAUAAAGUCAACGAGUACCUGGACCGGGUUCAGGCCCUGCACAAUGCUGUUCAAGCCCAAAGCAGUGACCCUCUAAAGAGCAAGCAACAAGUUGAUCUGGAGCGUGCCCACUUCCUAGUCACCCAGGCUUUUGAGGAGGAUGAGAAGGGCAACGGGGACGAGGCCAUAGAACUCUACACACAGGCUGUUGAACUCUGCAUUCAGACGUCUAAUGACACCACAGAUCAGGGACUACAGGCCAAACUGAAGCAGCUGGCUCGUCAGGCACUUGAUAGGGCAGAGGGGCUAAAGGAGUCCCAGUCCUCCAGGCCCUCAACUCAGUCACCCCAGGACAGGCAAGGGCCUUCGGGGGGAAAACCCAGUGGCAACGUGGAACCCGGGCCAGUCAGACAGUUCUUCCCCCUGGGGCCUGAUUUCUCCCUCCAGGACCGUCCGCAGCCAGUCAGGUCGGUCCAGUCCAGUGAGCCACAGGGCCAACGAUAUACCCCAGAGGAGAUCGAGGUGCUCAGGAGCACAUCCAAGAUCAAUAGCAUAGCCUUUGUCCCCUUCAUGAGUGUAGACCUGAAGGAGAGAUUUGCCUUCCCUGUUCCAUUCUCGGACAAACUAGGCAAGCUGGCCCUGUCUCCCAAGCAGAAAGCCCUUUUCUCCCGUUGGGUUCGCCCUGACGAGAUCUGCAAUAACCCCACCAUGAUCUUGUCUGUGUCCAGCUUCAGCAUCAAACAGACGGUGGUGUCUGACUGCUCGUUCGUGGCGUCUUUAGCCAUCAGCGCCGCCUAUGAGAGGCGCUACAACAAGAAGCUCAUCACCAGCAUCAUCUACCCCCAGAACCGGCGUGGGGAGCCAGAGUAUAACCCCUGUGGGAAGUACAUGGUGAAGCUUCACAUCAACGGGGUGCCCCGGAAGGUGAUCAUCGAUGACUUCCUUCCAUGUGGUCAGAAUGGUGAGCUGCUGUGUUCCUACUCGAGCAAUAGAAACGAGCUGUGGGUCUCCCUCAUAGAGAAGGCCUACAUGAAGGUCAUGGGAGGCUACGACUUCCCUGGAUCCAACUCGAACAUCGAUCUUCACGCACUCACUGGUUGGAUCCCGGAGCGUAUUGCCAUGCAUUCAGACAACCAGUCAUUCAAGAAAGACGACACAUUUCGCAUGCUUUACCAGAGGUUUCACCGGGGUGACGUCCUCAUCACCACAGCCACGGGGGUGAUGACAGAAGAGGAGGGUGAGCGGUGGGGCCUGGUGCCAACCCAUGCCUAUGCUGUCCUGGAUGUCCGGGAGCACAAAGGGAACCGGUUUCUCCAGCUGAAGAAUCCCUGGAGCCACCUGAGAUGGAAAGGCCGCUUCAGUGAGAGGGACGAGAAGAACUGGACCCCAGAACUCCUCAAAUACCUCAACUUUGACCCAAAGACUGCCCAGAAGUUUGAUAACGGUGUGUUCUGGAUCUCCUUUGAGGACCUGUGCCAGUAUUAUGAUGUCAUAUACCUGAGUUGGAACCCUGCCCUGUUCAAAGAGUCUUCCUGUAUUCACAGCAGCUGGGAUGGGAAGCAGGGCCCUGUAAAGGAUGCCUACAGUCUGGCCAACAACCCUCAGUACCGCCUGGAGGUGACCUGUCCUGCAGGGGGCGCUGCUGUCUGGGUGCUGCUCACCAGACACAUCACUGAUAAGGAUGACUUUGCACAAAAUCGUGAGUUCAUCACCCUGGUGGUUUACAAAACCGACGGAAAGAAGGUUUACUACCCUGCGGAUCCUCCCCCAUACAUGGACGGUAUCCGUAUCAACAGCCCUCAUUACCUGACCAAGAUGAAACUGACCACAGCUGGAACACACACCUUCACACUGGUGGUGUCACAGUAUGAGAAGCAGAACACCAUCAACUACACCCUGAGGGUGUACACGGGGUGCAAGUUCUCCUUCUCCAAGAUCCCGACUCCUUUUACUCACACCAAACGGAUCAAUGGCCAGUGGAAGGGGCCAAGUGCAGGGGGGUGUGGGAACUACAAGGACUCUUACCUGCACAACCCCAUCUACCAGUUUAACCUGGAACGUCCAGGACCUUUGCUCAUAGAGCUACGAGGCUCCAGACAGUAUAGUGUGGGCUUUGAAAUGGUGACUGUGUCCAUGGUUGGAGAGCCCGGAGCUGCAGGCUUCUCCAAGAAGAACAGUGGAGACUACAGGUGUGGGUUCUGCUACAUGGAGGUGGACCAUGUCCCUGCCGGCAUCUACAACGUCAUCCCAACCACCUUCCUGCCCAAACAGGAAGGACCCUUCUUCCUGGACUUCAGCAGCGCCACACCCCUAAAGGUCUCUCAUCUCCAGUGAGGAGAGGAGGUGUCGACACCAGGAGUGACUUGCUCACAUGGACACUCACUGUCCCCUCAACACACACCUAAACUCUGUCUGGAACUCAUGACGACCAAACUACCCUAGGAGACUGAUGUGGUUUAACAGAGAGCCGACCCUUUCUAUUGUCCUUGUUGACUCCUGUUGGAAUGUCAAAUGACUGGAUGGAUGUUGGCGGUGUCAUAUUACUAUACCACCCGUUAUUAGCAUAUUGCCAUCACCUAGCCCGCAUGUAUAAGAUCUGCAGGAAGUGUAUCAAGGGUAUUUGGGAAGGGACUGUUUUUGGUAUGACUGUCAGCACUGAUAAUGGAGGGGCUUCCUUUGCCAUAUUGCCAUAAUGUUUUUUAUAAAUCAUAUGGUCACAACAACCAUUCACUGUCCUCUGUAUAUAACCUUAAAUGAAUGUUCACAUGAAUGUUGAAUGUUCGAUUACUUGACCGCCAGUACUGAAAGAGGCGGUGCUGUUAUUUACCGAGAACAGAGGGUGACAUUCUAGACCGCAACCGAAACCUCUGCAGGCUUUUCCUCAGGAGAAAGCAACAUGGCUGGGAUUUCUGUGUUGCUGCACAGGAACGAAGAUGUCGUUGUUUUGUCGGUACAACUGAUUGCGUUCUAAGGGCUAAUCUCUGGCACAAAGGAGGUGUGACGGGAAUGGAGAAAGUGUGCGUGUGCUUGUGUUUGAAGAACACCUACUCACUUGGAAAAGGAUUUUGAAACGUAAUGCCAAUCCCCCAACUCCUGUUUAUUCUCCUGGCUGGACUUGAGUCCUUCACAGCUGUUUCUCCUGCUCUGUGUUGAACAGAAAAGACUGUUGGGUGUUUGGUGUUUUUUAAAACCAUUUCUGUAAAGUUUCAAGGCUUUACAGUGUACGUUCCUUCAAUAAGCCAAUUCCUCUGUUCUCAAACAGUAAAUUCAAUUUUAGUACCGGAUGGUCUUGCAAGAAUAGAUGACACCAAAGUACUGUGUUAAAUUUGUUUGAAUUAGCAGUUAGGUGUUAACUGUUUUACGCAAAGAAAUACAGUAUGGCCAAGCACUUCUGAUCUUUAUUUUGAAUUAUGGUUUUGUUCCCUCUUUAAUAACUUUAAAAAAGCAACAGUUGCUUCUGUUACAUGCAAUAGUACAAUCAUGUCGUGGUCUGGUAUGAUCAUGCAGAACUUGCACUUAAUGUGGAAUGAUGUAUUUAAAUAUGGCAUUGAAGGAAA